CGUCCGUCCACUGACUCUGUCCUCUGUCUCCAGGACAACGAGGAAGGAGGCGAGGUGGUGAACGGGACAUCGGAGCCCAGCCCCUCUGCGUCUCCCGGGGCAACUCGUAAAUCAAAGGUCAGUCAGGCCGCGACACUGCCGGCCAAAAGCCAUCAGGACGCUCCGACGUCCCAGCUGGAGGGCUUCCUGCACCGCAAGCAUGAGUGGGAGGGGCCUAACAAGAAGGCAUCAAACAGGUCAUGGCACAACGUUUACUGUGUGAUCAACCAGCAAGAGCUGGGAUUCUACAAAGACCAGAAGAACGCGGCUCAGGGAAUUCCCUACCACAGCGAGAUCCCUGUCAGCCUGAAGGACGCCGUCUGCGAGGUGGCUCUGGAUUACAAGAAGAAGAAACACGUCUUCAAACUCAAAAUCACUGACGGGAAUGAGUAUCUCUUCCAAACCAAAGAUGAUGAGGAGAUGAACUCGUGGAUCUCAACCAUCUCAGCCGCCGUGGCAGGUGAAAGGUCAGAGGUGAUGCCCAGCAGCCACAGCACCCCCGCGACCGCCGCACGCGCUCAGACGCUGCCAGCCUCUGUCGCCUCGGCAACCGCUGAGUCCAGCCCAGGCAAGAGAGAAAAAGACAAGGAGAAGCGCUUUAGUCUGUUCAGCAAAAAGAAAUAGA
Solea senegalensis (Senegalese sole) is the source of this 664-nucleotide messenger RNA. RefSeq names its product spectrin beta chain, non-erythrocytic 1-like. Gene Ontology annotation, cellular component: plasma membrane; cell projection; cortical actin cytoskeleton. The transcript has 4 exons. Gene Ontology annotation, molecular function: phospholipid binding; actin filament binding. The annotation marks the transcript as partial. NCBI's taxonomy places the organism in Eukaryota, Metazoa, Chordata, Actinopteri, Pleuronectiformes, Soleidae. The record is from RefSeq and is a predicted model, not a curated record. Gene Ontology annotation, biological process: actin cytoskeleton organization; protein localization to plasma membrane.